AUGCGUCCUGUUUAUAUAGAGCGCGGCCUGCAGGACGUCACAGAUAUCAUUACAAAGUAUGACAUUCGAAAGUUUACUCUGAUGUUUGCUGUCUCAUGUUACCUCAUUUCAUCUCCUCUUUGUCCUUCAGAUAACUCGUCUCUCCAAGAUGAUGAUGAUGAGCUAGACAUGGAGACCGUCAGCUGGCCAUCCAACACUGGUCCAGUUAAUGGUCACACUGAAACCAGUUCUCGUUUUCCCAGUUGGGUGACUUUUGAAGAGGAAAUUGCUCCAACUUCCCCAAGGGACUCUCCCCGAAAACCACCAGAAAGCCCAAAAUGUCCUUCAACGCCGGACUCUAAACCUGAGGGAGCCUUAAAAAGAAGGGAACGACCCAAGAGCUCGCUGGUUGACCUAAACAGGACGCAGAGGCUUGACUUCUCAUCUUUGCACAGGCAGCUCUCAUUAAACUCCACCCCCACAAAGGCUCCCAACCCAUUUCUUGAUGAGGCCUUGAAAGAUGUCCAGCCAUCACCAAUCAACCCGUUCAGCACGUGGUUUGAGGAGCAGGAGAGACAUUCUCAGCACUCUUCUGUAUCAAGCGGCCCAGACUCAAGCCAAAGAAAUUCCAUCUCCCUUCUUGCUGAAGAACUCGAUACGGAUCAGUUUGAAGAUUACCGAAAGAAAGCUUUGCAAGCCGAUACUGUAGAACAUCUCAAACAGAUUCAGCUUGAGGAUCCGGAUUCCCCUGGAAGUCCAACUCUGCCAGAUGACCCUCUGAAAUUUGAUGAACCCCUUGGCCCUUGUUUGACUUUUAUCAAGCCCCAGCCAAAGGAUGGCUGGCCGUUGAUGCUCAGGAUUCCGGAGAAGAAGAACAUGAUGUCCUCCCGGCACUGGGGCCCUAUCUAUGUCAAAGUCACUGACGCCGGCUUUCUGCAACUCUUCUAUGAGAAAGGUUUGGAAAAGCCAUUUAGGGAAUUUAAACUCGAGGUCAACCAUGAGAUAGCAGAUCCUAAACUUCAAAACUAUGACGAGAAUGGCAGGAUUCACACGGUCCGCAUCGAGCGCGUGGUGUACAAAGAGAAACGCAAGUACCAGCCAAUGCCUCUGGUCAGUCACACAGGAGAGAGGGAGCAAGUGGUCAAGCUGGGAACAACCGACUAUUCAGACUUUAGAAGUAUGGUGGCCUCUAUCCAGGAUGUCCUGUUCCGCCUUCCAGCCACAGUAGACCUUAGCACUGUGCACCAGAAUUACUUAGAGGAGGAGAUCACGGUGGAUGUGAAAGACGAAUUCCGUGGAAUCCUUGGCAAGGGGGAAGGCCAGAUCCUGGAACACUCUGUGGUCACACACAUCCAUCUUCUUAGCUUCAUCUCAGGUAUGGCGGACUGCAGCCUAGGACUUAAUGACGUCCUCAUUAAAGGGAAUGAAGUGGUCUCCAGACAUGACAUUAUGCCAACCACCACCACAAAGUGGGUGAGACUCCACGACUGCCAAUUCCAUGUGUCUGUAGACGAAGAAGCAUUUCACAGCUCCAGGAUGGUGGUCUUCACCCCGCUGGAUGCUUGUAGGUUUGAAAUCAUGAAGUUUAGGACAUUAUUCUCUGAAAAGACUUUGCCCUUCACACUUAGGACCAUGGCGUGCAUUCGCGGUGCUGAGGUCGAGCUCCAGAGUUGGUUGGUCAUGUCCUCGGGUUUCUCCUCCAACAGAGACAGUCUGUCACAGGUCCCUUGUGAGAAUAUCGCCAUUCGGCACCCGGUGCCACCCGAGUGGGUGAACUAUUUCCGGAGAGACAGCGUAUUGGGUGAGAAGUCCCUGAAGGCCAAAGUCAACAAGGAGGCCAGCUUUGGUUCUCCCACCUUAUCUGGGACAGAACCGGCCAUGAGGGUCACACUGGGGACUGCGAAGUAUGAACACGCCUAUAGCGCCAUCGUGUGGAGGAUCAACAGACUGCCAGAUAAAAACUCAGGAUGGGGUCACCCCCACUGCUUCUACUGCCACCUCGAGCUCGGAUCUGACCGGGAGGUGCCGCAGUCCUUUGCCAAACACGUGGAGGUGGAAUAUCACAUGCCGGCCACCUCGGCUUCAAAGAUCGCUGUGCGUUCCAUCUCUGUGGAGGACAAGACUGACAUCAAAAAGUGGGUCAACUACUCCGCCCAUUAUCACUACAAG
Molecule: messenger RNA, 2148 nt
Organism: Nanorana parkeri
Lineage: Eukaryota; Metazoa; Chordata; Amphibia; Anura; Dicroglossidae
Gene: STON2
Product: stonin 2
Exons: 3
Biological process (GO): clathrin-dependent endocytosis; synaptic vesicle endocytosis; regulation of endocytosis
Cellular component (GO): AP-2 adaptor complex; synaptic vesicle
Molecular function (GO): clathrin-cargo adaptor activity
Source: RefSeq, a predicted model, not a curated record